Lycium ferocissimum is the source of this 1013-nucleotide messenger RNA. Its product is annotated as WAT1-related protein At3g30340-like. Lineage: Eukaryota; Viridiplantae; Streptophyta; Magnoliopsida; Solanales; Solanaceae. The transcript has 5 exons. Gene Ontology annotation, molecular function: transmembrane transporter activity. The record is from RefSeq and is a predicted model, not a curated record. Gene Ontology annotation, cellular component: plasma membrane. The coding region runs from base 13 to 999 and encodes 328 amino acids.
GAGUUGCUAGUAAUGAGUUUCUUUGAGAAAUGGAAGGCAGUAGCUGCAAUGAUUUUUGUUGAAUUUGCUCUGGUUGUUGUAAACGCGCUCUUCAAAAAGGUACUCAGUAAAGGAAUGAAUCAAUUGGUGAUAACUACAUACAGGUUUUCAAUCGCUGCGAUUAUCUUAACUUCUCUCGCUUGUUUCCUAGAAAGGAAUUUUAUAUCGAAUUUGUCAGAUCGCGUUGUCUGUUCUCUAUUUUUCAGUGCUCCUUUGGGGCAAGAGAACAUAAACAUGAAAUGCAAAAGUGGGAGAGCUAACGCAUUAGGAACCUUAUGUUGUCUUGGUGGAGCCUUAAUACUUACUCUAUACAAAGGAAUGCCAUCGAUAAACCAAUCAGCACCAGAAGUUGAAGUGAACCACAACACAAAGAGUUGGAUUGUUGGUUCAUUGUUUCUAUUCGCGGGGAGCCUCUGGGCUUCGUGGUUCCUCAUACAAGCUAGGAUUGGGAAGGACUAUCCUUAUCAGUAUUCCAGGACAGCAAUAAUGUCAUUCCUUGGAGCCAUUCAAUCUGCAAUAUUGAGCUCGGUUAUUGACAGAAACACAUCCACAUGGUUUAUGAAAGGAACUUUAGAGAUCUCAACUGUCAUUUACGCUGUGAGUAAUCUCCUUUUUGCCAUGUUUAUUGGAGUGGUGGGAUCAGGUUUAUGCUAUGUGGUCAUGUCAUGGUGUGUGAAGCAAAAGGGUGCAGUCUUCACCUCUGCAUUUAGUCCCUUCAUUCAAAUUUUUGCUGCUGUGAUUGACAUCUCCAUACUUCAUGAACAAAUUCACCUUGGGAGCAUUUUGGGGUCCAUUUUGGUUAUUAUUGGCUUGUAUAUUCUUCUAUGGGGUAAAAGCAAAGAAGCAGAGAAUUUGAAGAAUUCUCCAACAACAGAAAGAAUGGGCAGGCUACACUACCAGUUACUUCCAAUCCAUCUCACACAUAAGAAAAUUACAUGCAACAAAACAAAAUUCCUCUGACGUACUAAAUAUUG